GAAAUAAAUGUACCCAUGCGCGCAACACAGAAGGAACGUUAUAUUUCCAAGUUCAUACCUUGUUUAUGAAGUACUAUAAUGCAAGCGCCAAAUUGGUUUGUAUAAGUCCAAACGCAACUGAACAACAGCUCACACCACAAGACGAUUGAAAGUACCUCCGGCAGUGACACGCUGCCUGCCACACCUGUUAGGGAUGUUGUGACUAAAGUUAAUGCCAAGUAACCUACAUUGGAUAUUGGGGAGGUCAAAUAUUCACGGUUUGUUGUUUGAUCCGACCGUCUGCUGGCUGUUUGUCAUAUUGAAAUGUUGCAGAUAAACGGCAACUCAAUGAGGAACAAGUCUGCAGUGACAGUGAACUCGUUUUCACGGACAGGAUCUCGAAGAUUUGGACAGUCAAGUCUUUUCAGAACGUCAGAGAAAGGAAUGACCACCUGCAGCCUUGAUAAGAGGACAUCUGCUCCAAGUUCUGCUUCCUGUUGCUCUUUUAUGGAGAGUAAACUCUUGCCGUUUGACCCCCGUGCGUGUGUGUUGUUGAAGGACAGCGGACUGACGAGCAUCAGCGUGUUUCCUGAAGUCAUCGUGUGCGCGCGCAUGGGCGUUUCUGUUGGUCCAACCUGUGUUUCCGUGGCCCAAACUGGGGUGGAUUGUUAUUUAGGAGCUUUGACUGGAGCACUUUUGGAGACGAUUACACGGAUGGACUCCCUCCUGUCCCGGAAAUUCCGGACGCCGACUCGGCCCUGAGUCCAGCGGUCACCCCGGGCCGCUUUCGCCCCUCCGACAUCCGCCACACUCCACUGCGCUACUGCUCCGCCCGCAGCAUGGACUCCUCCCUCGACAGCGCCGAGCGCCCAAUCAGCUACGGCUCCACAUCUUCCUCUGCCUCCUCCCGGGACAGCCACUGCUCACUGGGCAGUCGCUCCACAUUAGGCCCCUCCCCUCACUGUCACCCAGCUCCAGAUCGCGACUCUGGGGCAAUCCGGUUGGAGCUGGUUCCAGCCAUGCAGCUGGGAGGUGGAGAUGAGGAGGAGAGAAGUGAUGGAGGGGCGGAAACGGGGAGGGGGAUUGGUAAAGUGGACCCGGCCACUCCCCAAUCAGACACUGAGUCUGGGAAGAAGAGCAGCACUGGGCCAAGGCUUCAGUAUGUGGACAGAGUGGUUCAGGAGAUUAUGGACACAGAGAGAACCUAUGUGCAGGACCUUCGCAGCAUCGUUCAGGAUUACCUGGAGUGCAGUAACCAGUCGCAGCUGGCGCUGAGUUCAGAGGAAAAAGGGUCUCUGUUCGGGAACAUCCGAGACAUCUACCACUUCAACAGAGAUCUGCUUCAUGACCUGGAAAAGUGUAAUUCAGACCCUGUGGCUAUCGCAGAGUGCUUUGUAGCUAAGAGUGAAGAGUUCCACAUAUACACCCAGUACUGUACCAACUACCCAAGGUCCGUUGCUGUGUUGACGGAGUGCAUGAGGAAUAAGGCGUUGGCCAAGUUUUUCCGGGAGCGUCAGGAAUCUCUGGGCCACUCCCUGCCUCUGGGCUCGUACCUGCUCAAGCCAGUGCAGAGGAUCCUGAAGUAUCACCUACUGCUACAUGAGAUCGCCAACCACCUGGAGAAAGACACGGAGACGUACGACGUGGUGCAGGAGGCCAUCGACACCAUGCAGAGAGUAGCCUGGCAUAUCAACGACAUGAAGAGAAAACAUGAGCACGCCAUCAGGCUGCAGGAGAUCCAGAGCCUGCUGACAAACUGGAAGGGGCCUGAUCUGAUCGGCUACGGGGAACUGGUCCUCGAAGGGACCUUCCGGCUGCAGCGGGCCAAGAAUGAGCGCACGCUCUUCCUGUUCGACAAGCUGCUGCUGGUCACUAAAAAACGCGAGGAGGCCUACACCUAUAAGGCCCAUAUCCUGUGCUGUAACCUGAUGUUGGUGGAAAUCAUCCCAAAGGAGCCGCUCAGCUUCAGUGUGUUUCACUACAAGAACCCCAAACUACAACACACAGUGCAGGCCAAGUCCCAGCAGGACAAACGCAUGUGGAUCCUCCACCUGAAGAGACUCAUACUUGAAAACCACCCAGCUAAAAUCCCAGCCAAGGCCAAGCAGGCCAUUUUGGAGAUGGACGCUAUGCACCACCCAGGGUUCCAUUACAGUCCCGAUGGGGAAAAGAGGAGCCCUAACACCAAGGAGGGCACCACCCCUCGACGAGUACGCAGGAAGUCAGAGCCACUGUCCAAGUUACUGAAGAAUGCUAAACACGGAACCAAGGAAGAUGGCUCAAAGCGGACGAGUCUGGGCGCCACCCUGCUCUCUCCGGUAUCCCAGCUGGCUCUGGGAACUAUUGGUCGUAGCCGCAGUCUGGUCAACCAGUCGCAGGAGUCUCUGGACCCAGGGGACCAUUUUGACAUUAGUGACAGGGAGGAUGGGGAGGAACCACAUCAGCAGGACGCUGAUGACGAGGAUGAUAGCGGCCUGGGGGAGGGAAAGAGGCUGCGAGUCCCAGGGAAGUCGAGCAGGAAGCGGUUGAACCAACAGGCGUCUAUGGACAGCAGCAUCGACCAAUGGAAGACCUUCAACAUGAGCGCCUCAGACCUUCAGAGGGCUAGCAAAUCUCCUCAGGGAAGUCACCACCCUCCUCUCCUCAGAACACCCCGUGUGACGGAGGAACCUCCAGACCCCCUCGACCCAUCUGUACAGAUCCCGGGGCGUGACGCCCAGCCAGUGGGGAACAUCUGGGCGGACCAUCGUGUGCGCAGAGCCAUGUUCCCCACACGCCAGCAAACCAUGAACCCUGAUGAUGAGGAGGAGGACAUCUACCAGAUGUUUGUCCCAACCGAGCCGGGCGGAGCAGAACCAGAGCCACUUCCCAUCAGGUCCGAGGUGACGUCAUCUCCCGGCAGGAGCCAGGGGCGACCCUGCAGCUGGCACGUGGAGCAAGUUCCCUCGGUGCAGAUCGACCCACCAUCCAGCGCAGACAGCAGAGCACUAAGAAGAGCCAGCAGUGUGGGGGAGAAACAAAGCCCCGGCGUACAGAACUCACCCAGUCGAGAGGACGACGGUGAAGGGAUGAUCCACGGUGAAUCUUCCAGCAACGAAAUCUCUGGCUCAUCGUCGGCUGAGCAGCUUACGCUUGAUGACAUCGAGAACAUCUACGACAACAUCAGCUACGAGGACCUGAAGAGCAUGGGGCUGAUCAGGAGGGACCAGGAGAAUCGAGGAGUGCAGAGAGAGGCCUCCGGAGACGCAAUGGGUGGUACAGGGCGGAUUACAGAAACUCCCAUCAAACCAGAACACUUGUCAGAGAGGAAGCGUUCCUCAGCCGCCCAGGAGGGGCCACCGCUGGGGACGUGUGAGCUGAAUAUCGUGGAGGAGGAGGAGAACGUCUAUGACACCAUCUGCUUCAGGGAUCCCCCUGGGAAAGGUUACAGCCAGACACAGGAAAGGGACAGUUUUCUGCAGUCUGCCUCUGAACCGGACCUGAUGGGCUGCGGGGGCCUUGGGGGCUACCUGUCCGAGGAGAGCCUCCAUUUCGGCGAGGACGAGGGGACAGAGGACAACUUCCAACCCGUCCACGGCACUUCGGAACCGGACUACUCCUCCUCAUCGGCCUCGGAAACAUUCUCCCAUCGUUCACACACCGGGGACCGCAUGUCGGAGCAGGUGGACCAGAUCUGGAACGAUUUGGAAAACUACAUUAAGAAGAACGAAAAGAAAGCGGACCGCCUCCCCGCUGCGUUUCCCGUGAGCACCGGCGAGUCAUCCAAGACCUUGUUGGCCAAGAGCAGCCCCAAAAAGAACAACCCCAGUAUAGCCAGCCCCCAGAUACGCAGUCCUCCUACCAAGAGCCCACCAUCCCACCAUCCCAACCCCAGUACUGUUACCCCUCCUCACCAAUUCUCCAUCACUGUCAUCCACGUCCCAGAGCUGCUCAGAGAGUCUACCACAGAAGACAACAACCAUCACCCCACUCGUUCUCCCCUCACUCCUCCUUCACUCCCCCUGCCCGCCAUCCCAGACCCCACCCCUGCUGGUACGGUCAAGAGCAUCCGGAACAAACUGGCCCGCCUCAGCAGUGGCAGCUUCCGUCUGGAGGAUGAUGAUGAGCUGGGCGAUCUGCCCCACCGGGAUCCCGGGCAGAGGGACCCCUGCAUCAGAGACUUCCACAGCCUUUUCCCUGGGGAGUUAGCUGGCCUGGGUGGCCUGGACUCCCCCCUGGCCUCGUCAUCCCUUCUUUUGGGCGAUGCAGUGGACAGCUUCUCCCAGGAGCUCAUGGACAAGACCAAGAACCGUGUGUUCCUGAUGGCCCGUCAGUACAGCCAGAAGAUCAAGAAGGCAAACCAGCUGCUCCGCAUGAAGAGCAUGGACCCAGGCGACAUGUCGGGAGGACGCAACAGGGAGGAGAGGAAGCAGCAGAAAGACCUGGAGAAGAAGCAGAAAGACCUGGCAGCCAUUUUGGAGGAUAAGAAGCAAGGCGGGGCUGCCAUAGGUGCAAGGAUAGCCGAGUACUCCCAGCUGUAUGACCAGGUAAUGUUUAAAGACCCUCCAGGUCAGGGCCCCAGCAGCACAGCCCCUACUGGCCCUCAUCAUCAUACCCACCCGGGGCUGCCUUCCUCUCCGUCCCUGCCUGAAACCUGCUCCUCCCGGGAGCUGGAGGAUGAAUGGCUCCACUCCACCUACAGCAAUGGCGAGCUGGCCAGCUUCAUGACAGAGAUCAGGUCUUCCACCCCCCAGCGCAGUCUCACUCCGGCCUGCUCUGUCCCCAUUCUAAAGACCACGCCUCCCUCCCCGGAGACCUCCCCCACCCAGAGGUGGAGCUCUUGUGUCUCCGCCCCUGGUGAAAAGGAGGAGCAUAUGUACAGUUCUGUUAAAAGAAACACCUCAUUUAACUCCCCCUCCUUGUCGAAACCGACGCCGUACAGCCGUUGCCAGUCGAACGGCUCGCUUGGUGAACGCCCUCAGCAGCAGAAGGAGAACAACCAUGCCGGGUCCAACCAAGGUCUGCUCCCGGUUCAAAGGUCCUCAGAGAGACUCCAUGGUCCCAGUGGUCUGGGCCGGGCCGGUCGGCAGAGCAGCCUCCCGGAGCGGUCCAGUUUCGGCCAUGGUCCUUCUGCCCUAACCCUGCAGGACGGCCAGCAGGUGGUGGUACUGAACCGUGCAUCCGGGCUGAGUACGCUCGCGGCCACCCAAAACUAUAUGGCCAAUUUCAAGGACAACGGAGACGAUGAUGACGAUGAUUAUGUGGAGAUUCGCUCUGAGGAUGAGAGCGAGCGGCAUCAGAACUGUUCUGGGCAGGGAACCGGCGGUGUAGGUAGCUCCAGAGCGCCGGCCGUGAUCCAGAACCAGACACAGAGUUUGCCUUGUACCCCAGUGAGGUCUUCAUGCGGGCUGACGGACCGGGAGCGUCUGCAGGAGUACCUGUGGGCGGAGCAGCAGACGCAGCAGAACCAGCCCAAUAUCGUCCAGUCCCUCCGAGAGAAGUUCCAAUGCCUCAGCUCCAGUAGCUUCGCCUGAGGCGCGGGGAAAUCGCACACGACCAUAUGAACAUACAAGUGCAUAUACCGCAUCGAUGUUUGUGGCUUGGCCGGUCUCGUAACAACAACAAAAACAACACAAAAUGCCUAAUUUUCAAACAAAACACACUAUAUUCAGCAUACUACUGUAAACCCACAUAACCCACUCGCCAAGUCUAGCUUUGCAUUGGGUUUUCAGGGCAAUAUGAAAGUAGCCGUAAUAUGCAUCUUUGCCUGACUCAUCAAAUUUCACACGGAACGUACAACACAGCAGCUUUGCCAAAGUCACAUGGUCAAAUCGUGACCUAACGCUACACAACAUGCCAAAUACCGCACCCGAGUAGUUACGGCAACAUGCAUACGUUAGCACUAUUGUGGAAAUUGCAGAGCGUUUGCGUAGCAGUCUUCCAUGUCAAACAGAUUAACGUCCAUAUAUACUGUAGAACUCUGAAGCGGUUAAUCAUACAUAUUCUAGCAAUUUGAGGAUUUUACCUUUUCUGACCAGGUGGGGCAUUUAAAUGGAAACAUACAUACAGGCUUUAAUAGCUAUUUGAAAUGACGAUACCAUUUAAUGUAUAAAUAGUUCUGCUUAUUUCUGUUUAUUAAUACUAAGUAAUAGAACCUCCCCACUCAACAAAAAUACUGACAUCCCAAAAAUGUUAAUUGGUAGACUGCUUGUAUCUCCUGAAUGAAGAAAUGCCACAGGCUGAAGUGGGGUUAUGUUAGUGUUUUGAACACCAUUUCAUUUUAGAAAACAACCCUUGAGUAUCCCGGAGAAACUUUUCCUUUUUAAGUUUGAUCAUAUUUAACCUAUUAUAGCUGAGCGAGGGAUGAUCCUAUGUGAUUUGACGUCAUUGGUAGUGUUUUAACUGUGCUUAUUACAGUAACAAUUGUAACAACUUUAUAAGCAGUUUAGUUACUUUGCAAUUAGCUAAGAAUUACCAGGUUAGCUCAUCAGCAAUAAUAUCAGAUAAAGGGAUCCACAUGCCUUCUUAUACGUAGCUUACCAAGCUGUUCAUUAGGAUGAAUAGACCUAUAUAGCUGCAUUUACACAGGCAGCCCAAUUCUGAUCUUUUUCAAAUAAUUGUUUUGACAAGUCAGAUCAGCUAUUGCAAUUAAUUGGGCAAAAUAUCAGAAUUGGGUUGCCUGUGUAAUCUCAGCUUUAGAUUGGGCUGUGUUGACGUCAAGCCAUAGAUUGCCUAAUACCAGUAUUUCUAGAAUGAUUUUGGGUUUCUUAACUCCUUCAUCAUGACUAGGGGAUCACGCUUUAAAAAGAGUCAUCGUAUGAUAGUUCAACAUGAAAUAUUCAAUAAACCGCUAUAGGAGUUGUCUAUAUCUUGUAUCUGAGCGUCUGAACAUUUUAAUAAAUAUAUAUGUCAGUCCUUUGCGUGCGCUACAUAGGCUAAGUGGCGUAGUGCAUCUUAAUAAGAAGCAAAGAUAUUCUGUUACUAAUUUUUUAAAGAGGGACCAUGGGAUUUGGGGUGAGGGCUUGUUAAAUGAGUGCCGUACUGUAUUUUAGGUAGCUACAUUUCUCUUGAAACUCACAGAAUUUUGGGUCAAUUUUUUGGUUUUGUUAUGCCUUAUGGAACAUGCCCCCCACCUUCACACUACUGAUAAGCGUCUCCCUCCACAUAAUUACUCCCUUUCUAAUAACACCAUGCCUGAAGAUCAGUCAAUACUCCUUCAUUCUAAUAUUUACAACUAAGUAUAAAUUAAUAAACGUCUUAGUUGAUUUUUCUGUUUUGGUUUUUACACAGACAUCACUUUCGUUUCAGUAGGGAGCAUAAACAGUUAUUGAUAAUUUGUUUCAUGUUUGAACUCUUCAGUGUCCCCCACUUAUUUAUUUGCAAAAUAAAUCCCUAUUCUUGACCCACACAUUGCUGUUGUUAAAAGCGGCAGCCGUUUGUAAAUUUGAAUAAAAUGUAUUUAUUAAAAGGUUGGCAUCUUGAUGAAUUUCGGGACACAUUGAAUAACAUUUUGUUUAUUUGUUUACUGUGAAUGUUACAAAAAUGUUUAGUUUUCUUUUACGCACUGUUUAUUUUCUUAUCAAAAUAAUAAAUGAUAAUGUUGGAAUGCACAAUAUCAUGGCCUACUGUUGGUAGCAAUAUCAAUGUCUCCCAAACAACUUAAGAAUAUGAAGUAUGGUUAUAUAUACGUGUUCAUUUAAUAUUUUAUUUCUUAUAUUUCACUGGUGGGGAUUGUCAACCUUCAUUGAAAUUGAAUUGACUCUUGCACUUUUUCUUUCUUUUUUAACAUUUGAUUUGAAAACACUUGUAAAGAUGUACAUUUUAGGAAGGUUAUUCUUGUAUGCCAUAGGUUUGCUUUAUAUGCUUUCAUGUUUAAGUUAAAUGUACUGUAUUUUUUUAACUGCCUAGUUGCCAUUGCUCAAGAAAACAUGUAUUUGAGGCAAUAAAUAAAAUACAUAGCCUAC
Esox lucius (northern pike) is the source of this 7922-nucleotide messenger RNA. Its product is annotated as pleckstrin homology domain-containing family G member 1. The record is from RefSeq and is a predicted model, not a curated record. Gene Ontology annotation, molecular function: guanyl-nucleotide exchange factor activity. The transcript is spliced from 18 exons. Bases 819 to 5492 code for a protein of 1557 amino acids. NCBI's taxonomy places the organism in Eukaryota, Metazoa, Chordata, Actinopteri, Esociformes, Esocidae.